Molecule: messenger RNA, 2033 nt
Organism: Synchiropus splendidus (mandarinfish)
Lineage: Eukaryota; Metazoa; Chordata; Actinopteri; Syngnathiformes; Callionymidae
Product: actin-binding protein WASF3-like
Exons: 9
Coding region: 198-1541 (447 amino acids)
Biological process (GO): positive regulation of Arp2/3 complex-mediated actin nucleation; actin cytoskeleton organization
Cellular component (GO): cytoskeleton
Molecular function (GO): Arp2/3 complex binding; protein kinase A regulatory subunit binding; actin binding
Source: RefSeq, a predicted model, not a curated record
GACAGGGAUUUGCUCUCAUAGUGAACUCGGCCCUGCAGGGAUGACUGUCGACAUCGUCCAUCUCCAAACUGCGGCAGGCCAUCGAAGACGACCCUGACCCUGCUUCCAAGUGGGGACGCUGACAGCUGGAAGCUACGUCAGAAGGAACAACCCAAUGGCAAACCUACGAUCUUAAGUACGUGAUGUAAGACCGGGUCAUGCCGUUGGUGAAGAGAAACAUUGAGCCACGGCACCUGUGCCACGGCUCGGUGCCCGACGGGGUUGGCAACGAGCUGGAGUGCGUCACCAACAACACACUGUCAGCCAUCAUCAGGCAGCUCAGUUGCCUGAGCAAGCAAGCUGAAAAUGUCUUCGGUGAGCUUUUUGAUGAAGCAAACACCUUCUAUGUGCGUGCCAACUCCCUCCAGGACCGCAUCGACCGCCUGGCCAUCAAAGUUACACAACUGGACUCCAGUGUGGAGGAAGUCUCUCUUCAGGAUAUCCACUUGAGGAAAGCUUACAAAAGCUCUACUGCUCAGGACCAGCAGGUUCUGUCCAAACGCAGUACUCCCAACUCAGUGGCUGAAUUGUACAACAGCAGCGAAAAGCCUCCUCCUCUCUGCAACCUCAAUGAAUUCAGGGAUGAUUCAACAGACGCAAUGAGGUUCUACUCUGACCCAUCGUACUUUUUCGACUUGUGGAAGCAGAAAAUGCUGGAGGACACAGAGGAGAAGAGAAAAGAGAGACGAAGACAAAGAGAACAGAAACGCAGUGUGGAAUGUAACACUGUUCAGCGAGAGGUGAAAAAGGUGAGAAAGGCCCGCAACCGAAGACAAGAGUGGAAUAUGAUGGCCCUUGAUAAAGAACUCCGACCAGAUCACCGGCACCCUCAGACCCUUCGAAGAGGAGCAUCUUCCGAGGGGUCACUGUCCCCGGAUGGCAGGCUUGACCUUCCAGAGCUCCCCAUCCCUCCGCUACCCAGCCACACUGUCUGUAACUAUGCCAAGUCUCGUGAUUAUGUGCCAGGGACCGCCCACCCCUCACCACCUGCAGAGCAUCAUUACUACAGUAUUGAUGCCAAUUACAAAGAAGACCCUCAAGCAGCAGACAGAACCAACGGUCUCCUGCAUCCCACUCCAGACUAUAAGUCUGCCCCUCCUCUGCCCUCCGCCCCUGCAUCUAUCCCAUCAGCACACACAGCUUUUGAUUUCCCUCCACCAGCACCCCAUAAUGGAUUUCAGCACAUCGGCCCUGGUUACCCGCUUCCACCUGUCCCUCCACCUCCGGGACCGCCACCGCCAUCCCUCCCACCUCAACCUGCACACCUUCAUCGGCACAGCGAGGGCAGCAGGGCUGAAGCCAAACCAGUGCGGGACGCCAGAAGUGACCUGCUCUCUGCUAUAAGGAUGGGUAUCCAGUUGAAGAAAGUGCAAGAGGAGCAGGAGCAGCAGAACAAGCCACUUGGAAACGACGUCGCCACCAUUCUCUCUCGACGAAUUGCUGUAGAGUACAGUGACUCGGAAGACGACUCUGAGCUGGAGGACAAUGAAUGGUCGGACUAAAUAUCAACUCCAUGUACAUACACAUAUAUUUAUUUUAUUCCAGACUUAUAUCAUAAAUUGUUACUAUAGUCUAUAUAAGUUACUCAAAAGGAACAGUAAUAACAAAACCAGGCUAAUCUGAGCAGUGUUUCUUGGAUGAAAUAAAAGUAUUAAAUAAGCAAUAAAUACUCAAUACUCAAAACCUCUCGAGACAUUUAAUCAGGCUGAAGGAAGAAUGUAUUUAUUUGUUAAUGUCAACAAAAAGUUUAAUUUGUUUAUUGUCACUUUAUCAUUUAUCAUUUUCCCUAUUAUUAUUGAGUCAAAUAUGGAUGUCACCUUAAGAAAUCAGAUUAAAAUGACAGCACUGUAAUAUCAAUUUUAUUUCUGAUUGAAUGUUUCAAGUCAGUAUUGUACCUACUACCUCAGUAUGUGACCACUUUUCCCAAGUGUUGAGCCAUGAAAAAUACUUGUCAGGAGUUGAGCCAAAAAUGUUUGUCUGCAUUUGUUGUUUAU